Messenger RNA from Esox lucius (northern pike), 4489 nucleotides. RefSeq names its product endoplasmic reticulum metallopeptidase 1. The transcript has 16 exons. Gene Ontology annotation, molecular function: metalloexopeptidase activity. Gene Ontology annotation, biological process: proteolysis. Bases 66 to 2723 code for a protein of 885 amino acids. The record is from RefSeq and is a predicted model, not a curated record. Lineage: Eukaryota; Metazoa; Chordata; Actinopteri; Esociformes; Esocidae.
UGUCCCUCCUCGUCAUCCGUCGGUGUUUGCUGGAGAAAAGCAACGCUUGGUUGUUUGAGGCAGAGAUGGAGAGCGACACCGCUAUUAGAAGAAUAAAAUCUUACUGGAAGCAAAACAAUGAAAUAAAUAAUGGUUCUAAGGAUCAGUCUGGUUCAAACGGCUGCAGUGAGGUGAAAAAGAAACCCGAAGUGAACUUGAACUUGCUACACGAAGGCGUCGGAGUUGCACUGGUGACUGUAUUUAUUGUGGUGCUGUGGGGACUCGUUCAUUUAUCAUUACAGCAGCUAGUAAUUGGAAAAUCGACUGGCGAGUUCAAUGCAGUCAGGGCAAGGAAGCACCUGGAGCGCAUCACAAGCGUCGGCCCCCGUCCCGUGGGCAGCCGGGAGAAUGAGGUCCUCACCGUUAACUUCCUACUGGAGCAGAUUGAGCACAUCAAGGCCGACAGUGCCUCAGGGCCGCACUCUGUCACUGUGGACGUCCAGAAACCCACAGGUUCCUUCAGCAUCGACUUCCUGGGAGGCUUCACUUCUUACUAUGAUAAAGUGAGCAACAUCGCUGUACGGCUGGAGCCCAAGGCCGGGGCUCAGCACCUCAUGCUGGCCAACUGCCACUUUGACAGUGUGGCCAACAGCCCAGGUGCAAGUGAUGAUGCAGUGAGCUGUGCGGUGAUGUUGGAGGUGCUCCACUCGUUGGCCAACCUCUCCACUCCUCUACGACAUGGGGUGGUGUUUCUCUUCAAUGGAGCAGAGGAGAAUGUCCUGCAGGCGAGUCAUGGCUUCAUCACUCAGCAUCCCUGGGCCAAGCAAGUCCGAGCCUUUAUCAACCUGGAGGCAGCAGGGGUGGGGGGUAAAGAGGUAGUGUUUCAGACAGGUCCUGAAAAUCCCUGGUUGGUCCAGGCGUAUGUCCACGCUGCCAAACAUCCCUUUGCCUCGGUUGUUGGACAGGAAGUCUUCCAGAGUGGGGUGAUCCCAUCUGACACAGACUUCCGCAUCUACAGAGACUUUGGAAACAUUCCAGGCAUUGAUUUGGCCUUCAUUGAGAAUGGCUUCAUCUACCACACCAAGUAUGACACACCGGACCGAAUCCUGACAGACUCCAUCCAGAGGGCUGGUGACAACAUCCUAGCAGUACUGAAGCACCUUGCGAUGUCAGUGGAGCUGGCGGAUUCGUCACAAUAUCGCCAUGGAAACAUGGUGUUCUUCGACUUGCUUGGCAUGGUGGUGGUGGCAUACCCGGCCCACGUUGGCACCAUCAUCAACUACCUGGCUGCCAUGGCAACCUUCCUCUAUUUGUUUAAGAAGUCCUCCCACCCGAGCAACAUGGGGUGGCGCUACUUGAAGGAGCUAGCCAACGCCACGGCGGUGGUUAUCCUCAGCUGGUUGGUCACACUGUUGACCGUGCUCAUCCUGGCCGUGCUGGUGUCGCUGAUGGGACGUUCCAUGUUCUGGUACAACGACUUCUACACAUGCAUCUUUCUGUAUGGUUCUGCUGCUACGGGGACAAUGGUCCUUAUUCACACACUGGCCAAGAAUCUCUACUACGGGGGUGUGCGUCGUCUGGAGCUGGGGGAGCUCUACUUUGAUGUGAGCCUGUUGCUGUGGAGCGCUGCUCUGAUUUUCCUCACUGCUAACGAUCUGUGCUCGGCCUAUGUCCCCAUGCUCAUGGUGGCCUUCCCUCUAGUUACCAAGUUGCUCCUGACCAGGGAGUUCAGACUCAGAGGUGUGUCGAUGAAGUACUCUAUUCUCUAUCAGCUGGGUCUUGGUCUGCCCUACGUACACUUUAUGUUUCUGAUCUGGGUGGUGUUUGAGAUCUUCACGCCCAUCCUGGGGCGCUGUGGAACAGAGAUCCCCCCAGAUGUGGUCUUGGCCACCCUUGUCGCCCUAACUGUCAUCUUCCUCUCAUCCUUUUUCCUCCACUUCAUCUACCUGGCCAGGUCAACUAAGUGGCUGUUGGCAGGUCUGGGAACAGUGUUCACUGUGUUUCUGUUGCUGGUGUCUUGUGGUCUGUUCUUCCCCUACACAGCAGACCCCUCUGCUCCACGGCCUAAACGGGUCUUCAUCCAGCACACCACCCGAACGUUCCAUGGUCUGGAUGGUCAGGUGGAGAGCAAAGACUCUGGGCUGUGGAUCAACAGCUUUGACUACACUGGCAUGCAACAUAUCACACCUCUCAUACCAGAGAUCAAUGACACUAUCAGGACGAGUUGUCAUGAUGACAGGCCUUUCUGUGGCUUUCCCUGGUUCCUACCCAUUAAUUUCCUUGCCAAGAAGAACUGGUACCUCCCCGCCCCUGAGGUCUUUCCCAAGUCUCCUGUGAAGUUUCAGCUCCUUUCUAAAGAAGAGACAAAAUGGGGAACAGUUAAGAUGACUUUCGAAGUCAAAGGUCCCAGCCACAUGUCCCUCUAUCUCAAACCCCACCAAGACGCCACUCUGUCCAGCUGGUCAUUUGGGGAUGGAACCCCGAAACUUGACCUGGCUGGAGAGUACUUCAUAUUCUACUCCCAUGGCCUGGAUGCCCCUGUAUGGAACUUCUGGUUCGAAAUACAGCCACCCAGAGAGCAGGGCCAAAAAGGCCCACUGGGGAUGAUCUCCGUAGCCUUCUCAGCUCACUACUUCUUUGGAGAGGAUCAGAGGACUGUUCAGCUAAAUAACAUGCUAGACAGGUUUCCCAAGUGGGCCUUUGCCUCUUCCUGGGUCUCCACUUAUCACAUGUACCGAUACUGACACCUAGGCCUAUCACAUGUAACAAUACUCGGAUAGGUUGUUCCACCAAUUCGGUGCCUUUUGAGACGCGUAACUUGGUCAAAGUUCUUACCGUUCUGUUAUAAUGUGCACAUGUUACAUUUAAAAAUGACUAGUAAGUGCCUAUUAAGUGCCAAAUAAAGCCACAGGGUUGAAUGCCACAUGGUUGAUCACCACAGGUUGAUUUCAUCCUGAAUCAGCCAUAAACCCCCUGUGACAGGUAGGCUUGUUAUGUUUAAAUUGGAGGGACAGUUUUUUGUUUCAUAAAAAUUCUUUAUCUUUAGGUAACAGGGUUGACCUACUAUACUCAACCCACUUUGUUCACUACCACAUAAAAAAACAUAAAUGGCCAAAAGGGAACAACUAGUUUACCUGCUUUUACUCUGGUUGAAGGUAUUAGAAAUGAAAUACAUAAAAAAUAAUAGUUUCACCAUAAGUGUUUUAUUGAUGUAACAGUGUUGAUGCAAAAAUAAGUGACUUAAGUAACUGUAUUGCUAGUUACAUGAAAUACAUAUUGAUCUUCAAAAAUGACUUUGUCAAAGCAACAUAAGACUUUACAAUCAGGUAAACGUUAAGAAAUUGUGGGUUAAAAUCUUUACUACUGAAUUUUGGCAGUUUAUUCUUAAUAUACGACAACACCCGUUUUAAUGCAUUAUUGGUGCACAACUUCAAUUAAAGAUAUCGAAGGGUACUCAUUUUGUGGAACAACCCAAAAAACUCAGCCUGUGGUUGGGCUUGCUUCACCUCCAUUACAACAUGGAAACAAACAAACGUCAGAUGAUUUACACAGACACCAAACAAACAGUAGGACAAGCAUAUGCCCAGUUGCGUAUUGAAGAGACCCCCCCCCACCACUGUGUCAGUAGGCUAGUUACUAACAGAGCCACUAAAGCCAAACAACCUUAUUUAUGUACAGUGUAGGAUCAACUGACCAGGUUAUGGUCCACUGAUGCCGUGUAGAGUUCAUGAUUUCAUUUUGUACACUGUAUUUUUUUUCUUGGUUUUUUGUAUGUGGCGUUGCAUGUUUUCUACCUCCCUUCAUCUCUGCCAACAAGCAAGAGGUCAGAAGCAUCUGCAGCUAACAGUCUUAAACAACAUAAGCUUUAGUUUCAUUUAAUAGGCUGCUGGGCCUGAUGAAUGAUUACCUUUCUGUCAUCUCUGGAUAUUGCCUUUCCAGGGAUAAGCUUAAAUGGAUCACUUUUUGAUUUUGUUUUCUUCACACUGCUUCAGAUUUUUACACUUUAGGGAAAUCAAAUUAUUAACUUUGAAAAAGUUAACUGAACCUCUUAAGAAGGUUAGUGUGAAUGUGAAACUAACUGCUUUUGAGUUACAUUUCCAUAAAAAAUAUUAAAAUCAUGUAGCAAAGCAAGUAAAUAGCAAUGCAUUGAUUUACUAACUCAAUGACCUUGUACUUUUGUCUCUGAAUCAGUAAUUAAGUUAGCUAGGUAGUUGUAAAACAUUUUUUUUUACAACUCUUUCAUUCUUUUUUGCAAAUUUAUCUCCACUCAACCAAUGGUGCUUCUUUUCUUUUUUCUAAAACUCACAACCACAGUGCUUGAACAUGCCGCUUUAAUUCACUCCUCUUUUUUGUGUUCUAUGGAUCAGAAACUGCAAUGUAUCAUGGAAACUAUCCAUGAUAGAUCAGUCAGUCUGUAAUUGCUUGAUGGUCUUUAAAACAGCCAAUGUCUAAUCUAUGUUACUUCCUGUAAAGAGUUUUGAUAUAACAGUAAAAUGGGUUUUGAUAUUUU